Messenger RNA from Panicum virgatum (switchgrass), 1858 nucleotides. Its product is annotated as 5' exonuclease Apollo-like. The record is from RefSeq and is a predicted model, not a curated record. Gene Ontology annotation, molecular function: 5'-3' DNA exonuclease activity; damaged DNA binding. The coding region runs from base 94 to 1395 and encodes 433 amino acids. Gene Ontology annotation, biological process: interstrand cross-link repair; double-strand break repair via nonhomologous end joining; protection from non-homologous end joining at telomere. The transcript has 4 exons. NCBI's taxonomy places the organism in Eukaryota, Viridiplantae, Streptophyta, Magnoliopsida, Poales, Poaceae.
ACUCCAGGGUCGCCGCACAGCGAGGGGACGGCGAAGCGAGGGGAAGCAUCAGCACGGCAUCGCCAUUGGGUGAGGCGCGAGAGGCGGCGAGCCAUGGAGGAGGGCCUGGUGUCUGUGGACAGAUUCUGCGCUGGCAGCCAGGCCUACUUCCUCACGCACCUCCACCAGGACCACACCCGCGGCCUCGCCUCGGCGGGCGGGUGGCGCCACGGCCCGCUCUACUGCUCCCCGAUCACGGCGCGCCUCCUCCCCUCCCGCUUCCCCGGGAUCGACGCCUCCCACCUCCGCCCGCUCGCCCCCGGCGCCUCCGCCUCACUCUCCCUCUCCUCCCUCACCUCUGGCCGACCCCUAUCCCUCCGCGUCACCGCCAUCCCCGCCCUCCACUGCCCAGGCUCGCUCAUGUACCUCUUCCGCGGGGACCUCGGGUGCAUGCUCUACACGGGGGACUUCCGGUGGGAGCUCGGGUGCGACAGGGCGCGGCGGGCGAAGCAGGCGCUUCUCGACGCGCUCGGUGGGGACACUGUCGAUUUGCUCUAUCUGGACAACACCUACUGCCAUCCGUCGCUCAACUUCCCUCCGCGCCCCGUCGUCGCUGAGCAGAUUGUUAAUAUCAUUCGGGCACAUCCUGAUCAUGAAGUUAUCAUUGGUGUUGACACUCUUGGGAAAGAGGACCUGUUGCUACACAUAUCUAGAGCACUACAAACAAAGAUUUGGGUCUGGCCCCAGCGCCUACUGACAAUACACCUUCUAGGGAUUGAUGAAAACCACGAGAUCUUUACCACGCAGACCAGUUUGACCAGGAUCCGUGCUGUUCCAAGAUACAGUGUCACUAUUGAGAGUCUUGAAGCUUUGAACACGGUGUGUCCCACCAUAGGGAUCAUACCUUCUGGUAUUCCUUGGCUUUGGAAGAGCGGGGAAGGAAAGGGCAAGCCCAAGGGUAGAUCACCAGCAAAGUCUGUUAGGUGCAAAGGGCGAGAUGAAGGCCUAAUAGAAAUGGACUUUGAUCCCUUGUCACCACCAAAGCUGUUUGACAAGGAUUCUUACACCUUGCCAUAUUCCGAGCAUGCUUGUUUUUCCGAGUUGGAGGACUUUAUGCAGACGGUGCGGCCAUCAACAGUCAUAGGAAUUGUCAGCACAUCAUUCUGCUAUGUGAAUCCUCGUCACCACUUCAGACAUCUUUGUUCAGAUAAUGAUGACGGGACUCCCACAAAGAACAAGGGCAGAGAUACUGAUAACUUAACACCAAAGAGAAAGCAGAAUGGUUCGGCGACUCCUGAAGAAAGGAAGGUCAGGAUCUCCAGUUCAAGUCUGUAUAGAAGCAAAGUUAAAAGGAAGAGGAAGGAGGGCUGUGGUGCAAGGAUCGAUGACACUGAAGAACUCAUUGGUAUCGCCUGAGUUCUCUCUCCCCAAGUAAUAUUAUGCUCUCCUGUGUAAAGAUUAACAACUGAAUGGUGGAAGGCUUGACGCAGUGAGAUGGGACGUGCUGUUCAAAGUCCAAACUGAAGUUUGCUGGUCUGGAAUCUGAAUGCGGUCGCUCCAUCUGUUCCUUAGAACCUUGUUUUGCUAGCAUGAUGCAUUUCAUACCCGUAUGCUGUCCAAUAGGUGUGCGUGAGCGCCCCCCCCCCCCCCCUAAAGAAACAAAACAAAAUCUGUGUUCUCUGGGUGCUCUCAUCCACCUUCUUAAUAUAUUGACACGCAGAUCUCUUGCGUGUUUGAGGAAAAAAAUGCUGUCCAAUAGGUGGAUUGCUGAAAGCUCGCAUGCUUGUUAGUUGCUACUGAUAGUUUUCGUUAUUCAUGCUGUAUAUAUGCGCCAUUGAAAGCAAGUGGAACCUGUAAACAAACUGUAAAUUUGGAGUUC